Saprolegnia parasitica CBS 223.65 is the source of this 516-nucleotide messenger RNA. RefSeq lists its product as hypothetical. The record is from RefSeq and is a predicted model, not a curated record. The transcript is spliced from 4 exons. Lineage: Eukaryota; Oomycota; Saprolegniomycetes; Saprolegniales; Saprolegniaceae. The coding region runs from base 21 to 479 and encodes 152 amino acids.
CAAAAACAGAGUGUUUUUAGAUGGACGUCGUCGGCCGGUGCUUCUGCUGCGCGACGCGGCGACGCAAGGAGCGCCGGAAGCGCCUCCUCGUCGCGACGCUGGACCGCGUGGCGGACGUGUAUCCUGGCACGUCGUACCUCUGCCUCCUCGACGACGCCGGCGAGAUUGUCGCGCAGACGACCGGCCACGGCCACGCCGCCGCGAGCAUGAACCCGGACGAGCUCGCGGCGGUCAUUACGACGCUGCGGCGGUCCGUCGCGCUCUUUGCCAGCUCGCUCAACCACAACGAGACCCAAGCCGUGCACAUCAAGGGCGAGAACCACAUCUUUUCGUGCUACGGCCUCGAGACGCAUGUCCUCGCGUUCUAUAGCGUCAUGGCGAGCGUCGACGUCGAGGCCUUUGACUGCAGCCGCGCCGACAAGCGCCUCGACGACGUCUGCCGCGAGCUCCAGCGCAUCGCGACGACCACGACCAUCUAAGCACUCGUCGUCUCUCAAUUCAGAUUCCGUUUCCACU